CACACAUUGACACACUCAUACACAACAAAUUUACUUACUCAACAACUCAACAUUCUCUCAUAUUUUUUACUCUCUCGAUAUGUCUAAUUGUUGAUAUACAAAUAACUCACAUAAAUAAUUUUAUCCAAAUGUGACAUAUAUUAAAUUCCAAAGAAAGCCAUUUAAUAAACCAAGUUAAUACAUAAAAAGGUGUAUGUGAAAUAAGCGGCCAGGGAAGGGAAAAAAAUUUUUUUUUCACUCACAUUUAAUAUAAUAAAUAUUUCAUCAAACAGCAGUACGACAAUGUGAUAACCUAUAAUUUGUAUCAAUUAAUUCCACAAUUAUAACUUAUUUUUGUUUCUUUACUACAAUAUGUUUAGUCUUGUACCUAUAAAGCAAGAGUAUUCAAGUGUUGAAGAAGAGAAUCAAUCGGCAUCAAAUGGUUUACAGAAUAAUCUACACCAUCACCAUCAUCAUCAUCAUCCUCAAGAGUAUCCUCCGCCCUUAUUUACACACCAAGACGUCGAAUACAUGUAUCGCCAAUUACCACAAUUUUGGAGUCAAUCCCAAAUGCAAUCAGCCGCAGCUGCAGCAGGGCAUAUUGAUGCAUCAUUAAAUAAAACUACCGGUCAACAUAAUUUAACACAACAUUCCGAAAGACUACCCGGACCAUCAUAUAUCCACCAGGAAACAGUGUACACCCAAGACCCAAAAGGGACGCGCGAGCACCCAGCAUGUUUGCCAUCAUCAGAAAGUUCUCAAAUUCUCCUCUCACCACCGCCGAUUCCAGCGCACUCUAUGGCGAACCAUACCAUAGCAUUCAUGCGUUCUCAAUCAUUUCCCGUUCGUCACAACGGUCCGGGAAGGCCGCCCAAAAACUCGUUAAUAAUCCCCACCCUAACCCCACUUGGAACCGCGUUCCCCCGACCAGGUCAUAUGGUUAACCCCUCGGUUCCUGGAACAACCUCCAGCCCGUCAACGACCACAGGAACAUCAACCAUAGACACCACGUCAACCCUAGACGCGAGCAGUUCCCGGAACUCUGAUACGUCUACCCCGGGAUUGCCGGGAACACCUGGGCCCGGAUUGCCUGGAACCCCCGGGCCUUCUGGGCCCAAUGGUCCUAACGGACCGAACGGACCUAACGGUCCUAAUAGUGGUUCCGGGAACCCAGGUGGCAGCACCAGUAGUUCCACUGCAGCUUCCCCGGCAAAAAUAAAGCCAAAGUGCCAGUGUGAAGUUUGCUACAAAGAAUUCGGCCACAAAAGCAACCUAUUUAUCCACAUGCGCACUCACAAUGGUGAGCGACCAUACAAAUGUAAUCAAUGUGAUAAAUGUUUUACCCACAGUGGUAAUUUGGCUAUUCAUAUGCGCACGCACUCUGGUGAGCGGCCAUACGCUUGUCAAAUUUGCGGUAAAAUGUUCAGCCACUCUGGUAACUUAUCAACACAUUUACGCACGCACUCUGGUGUUAAACCGUACAAAUGCAGUGUUUGCGGCAAAGAAUUCCGCCAUAGUGGUAACCUAUCGAUACACGAACGUAUUCAUUCUGGAAUUAAGCCAUUUCAGUGCAAAAUUUGUGGAAAAGAAUUUUAUCACAGCGGUAAUUUAACGACGCAUAUGAAAAAACACCCCAUGGAUAAAGAUAGCCUGGGCCCAGGACCUGUUGGUAGAGGACAUGGUCAUCCAAUUGUGGUUGAUGAUCAACAGGUUGAAGUUCAAAUUGAUGGGUCAAGUCAAAUGGAUGCUGUUAUGGAUUCUACUAUGGAUGAAGAAGAGAGGUUGGAUCCCAGUGCUGCUUGUUCCGCUGAAAUUUCUGAGGCGGAUGAACAUGAGGCUGAACGUGUGUAUGAACCCUCUAGUUAAUGGCAAUAAUUUUUAAGGUUAAUAUUACUGACAUAAAUAUACAUUUAAUAACAGCCAAUAAAUUAUUUUUUAAUAAU
This is a messenger RNA of Cotesia glomerata, 1922 nucleotides long. Its product is annotated as zinc finger protein 629-like. Gene Ontology annotation, cellular component: nucleus. Gene Ontology annotation, molecular function: RNA polymerase II cis-regulatory region sequence-specific DNA binding; DNA-binding transcription factor activity, RNA polymerase II-specific. The record is from RefSeq and is a predicted model, not a curated record. The coding region runs from base 352 to 1845 and encodes 497 amino acids. Gene Ontology annotation, biological process: regulation of transcription by RNA polymerase II. The transcript has 3 exons. NCBI's taxonomy places the organism in Eukaryota, Metazoa, Arthropoda, Insecta, Hymenoptera, Braconidae.